This is a messenger RNA of Papaver somniferum (opium poppy), 973 nucleotides long. RefSeq lists its product as uncharacterized. The record is from RefSeq and is a predicted model, not a curated record. NCBI's taxonomy places the organism in Eukaryota, Viridiplantae, Streptophyta, Magnoliopsida, Ranunculales, Papaveraceae. The coding region runs from base 166 to 537 and encodes 123 amino acids. The transcript has 5 exons.
AUCCUCGGUCUUUUUAGUUUUUAUGUGUCAACGGUGGCAGCUUUCUCUCCUCAGUCCUCCCAUAUAUCUCUGAGCUUUUUUCCCCCCAAGUAAUUGGGGAAACGUGGUGGUCUGGUUCUCUACUUACAAACUCCCAACUCCGUGGAUCAAAGCUCAUGAUCAGCCAUGGAUCUUUAUGAAAACUUGAAAGCUAUUCUUAAGAUUCAGAAAUUCAGAAGAGUCGUAUCCUACACUGGAUUCUAUUGCUUCGUUUCCGUUUUGACUUAUGCAUACACAAGCAACACGACAAGGGCAGGUGUCCCUAGAGUUGACCAGUUUUAUGCAUCUUAUCCCGCGGGGACAGAACUACUAACUGACACCGCUAAGUUAUAUAAAUCUGCUCUUGGCAAUUGUUUUGAACUGGAAGAGUGGGGUCCCAUAGAGUUUGCCAUCAUGGCUAAACACUUUGAUCGCCAAGGAAAACCACCUUAUGCAUACCACGCUCAAUAUAUGGCACACCUCCUCUCUCAGGGACAGCUCGAUGGAAGUGGUGAUUAGAGUUGUGAGUAUUAAAACUCCACAGCAAAAUGAUCGGUUUGUAAAUGAAUUUGGAACUUUUAUCAGUUUAUAAUAUCUUAGAGCUGAAUAUUUAGGGUUUUGAAACUUAGUCGACAAAUACUUAAACUUAAAGAGGUUUUAUCGACAUCUUUCUAUAAGAAAAAGAUUAAGCACAUAAUUUUGGGUUUUGGCCUUUUGAGCUUUGAAAUUUUCUACUUCGAAAGUGAUCAAGAAGCUUUUCUAAAUUGACACAUCAGUUUGUGUACAUCUUCACAAGGAAGAGAGUAGUCCUGUGUAUUUCAGUAGAAUUUACCAUGAUUCUUUAUCUACAAGGUGUUUUACAUGAUAUUAUGUGCACUAUUGUUUCACUGCUCGGUAUUUUAGUUCUGAAGUUGGGAUCUUUGGAAGUGUUACUAUAUCGUGUGUUACUAUAUUA